AUGGCACCAAACGACAAAACAAACCAAUCAGUCUUUAGGCCAAUCUGGAACUUGCUUGGGAACAUUGCUUCUCAAAUCAAGAGUGGAAAGGUUAUCCAAGAUAUUGGCAUGAUGCAUGACCUCUUUAAGACUGCUGCCAAUGGCGGUUCACAGAAUGACAGAGAGUUCUUGCUUGAAAGAAUGGUCGGUGUACUUUCAACUAUUCCUUCAACCCCAGAGAAUGACCAACUCACUGGUAAAUUCAUUAAAAUGCUCUGGCAAGACCUUCCUCACCCACCACUCUGUUACGUCGGUGAUCAGCCUUUCAACGGCAACGAAGUUGUACAAGGUUCUUUACGUGUGAGACACGCAGACGGCGCGCUCAACAACCCAUUCAUGCCUUCAUUGGGCAGAGCCGGCACCCCUUACGCGCGUAAUGUCUCAUCGAAGCACGUCUACUCCCAACCACUUCCAUCCCCAGAAGAUGUCUUUGACAAGCUCCUGCGUAGAAGAGAAGGUGACUUCUUGGAACACCCAACUGGUCUUUCAGCCCUUUUCUUCAACUUUGCUACCUGUGUUAUCCACACCAUCUUCAGAACUGACACGCGUAACUCUGCCAUCAACGGUACCUCUUCAUACAUCGACUUGGCUAUUGUCUAUGGUAACAACGACCAAGAGGAACACUCCGUUCGUUCAUUCGACAAUGGUAAACUCAAGCCAGACACAAUCUCCGAGUCAAGAUUGUUCAUGAUGCCACCAGCCAUUACCACUCUCCUCAUUCUUAUUUCGAGAAACCACAACUACAUUGUCGACAACUUGUUCAGAGAGAACGAGAGAGGAUGGUACAAGCCAUGGAACCAACUUGACGACGAGCAAAAGAAGAAGCAAGACCAAGAUCUUUUCCACACCGCUAAGCUCGUCAACUGUGCCUUCUUCGCAAAUGUUGUCCUUCACGACUACUUGAGAGCUAUCUUAGGCCUUACUCGCUCAAAGUCAACAUGGGUUCUCGACCCACGGGCUGAAGUACACCAGAUGGGUCAAGCUCCAUUGGAAGCUGGUAACGGUGGUGCUGUAUCUGUUGAAUUCAACGUUCUCUACAGAUGGCACUCAGUUUUGUCAAAGUCUGACACCAAGUGGACUGAAGGCUUCUUCAAGAAGAUCUUUGGUCCAGACUGUGACUUUGACAAGAUCACUCCAAAGGACUUCCACGAGAAGGCAUACAAUUUGGCGAAGAUGGCUGGAGACGACCCAGCCAAGCGCGAAAUUCCAGGAUUGCACCGUAAUUCAGAUGGUGCAUUCAAGAAUACAGACCUUGUUGGUGUGUUGAAGCAGGCCAUUGAUGAACCAGCUGCAUCAUUCAGAGCAAGAGGUACACCAACCGUAUUGAAGGUUGUUGAUAUGAUGGGUAUGAAGCAAGCCAGAGAUGUUUGGGGCUUGUGUACCAUGAACGAGUUCAGAAAGGCCAUGUCAUUAACCACGUUCAAGUCAUUUGAAGAGUGGAACUCUGACAAAGAGGUUGCCCAAGCAGCCAGAGAGUUGUAUGGUCACAUUGACAACCUCGAAUUAUACCCAGGUUUACUUGCAGAGGAGCAAAAGCCACCAAUUGAAGGCAGCGGUCUCUGUCCAGGAUUCACCGUCUCAAGAGCUAUUCUUUCAGAUGCCGUUUCAUUGGUUCGUAGUGACAGAUUCCUCACCAACGACUGCACGCCUAAGGCACUCACCACAUGGGGUUUCAACUACAUCCAACCAGACAACGAAAACAAGGCUUUCGGUGGUAUGCUUGUUACGCUCCUUGCUAACACCCUUCCAAACACGCUCAGCCCAGACAGUGUCUACGCGCUCUUCCCAUUCAACACUCCGGAGACAAUGAAGAAGAACCUUAGCAACUUAAACAUUGACGAUGAGUACAAGUUCACGACCAACUAG
This is a messenger RNA of Wallemia ichthyophaga EXF-994, 1905 nucleotides long. Its product is annotated as Psi-producing oxygenase A. The transcript has 3 exons. Gene Ontology annotation, molecular function: peroxidase activity; heme binding. NCBI's taxonomy places the organism in Eukaryota, Fungi, Basidiomycota, Wallemiomycetes, Wallemiales, Wallemiaceae. The coding region runs from base 1 to 1905 and encodes 634 amino acids. The record is from RefSeq and is a predicted model, not a curated record. Gene Ontology annotation, biological process: response to oxidative stress.